UCAUCCCUUGGAGUGCACGCUUCUCCGAUCUCUUUUCCGCUAGACUUUUAGUUUAGUUCAUUAUACCCCUAAAACUUGCUACCCCCAUAAAAAAAUGAUUUCCUACUACUAAUGAAAUUCACGCAAGUUUCUACCCUAUAAUUAAAAAAUCUAGUUGUAAUUUAAGGGUAUCAAUCUAAUAAAAUAAUCAGCUUACCUAACGCAAAUUUUAAUAUACGACAAUCAUUUCAUUCUAUACUAUACAAUUUACCAAUCUAGUGAUAUUUUAUUUUCAAGACCUUACAAGGGACAUUUGCAGAAGACUCACGAUUUUUUUUGGAUGAAUUUUGGAUUCGGAUAGAGUGAAGGUAGCUUUUAUUGGAUAACAUCAGUAUGUGAAAAUUGAGUUUCUCGUUCAGUGAACUGUGGAAAACCGGAAGUUGAACGCGAUGUGGACGAACGGAAAGGCCGAUUCAUCGAUAGAUCGUUGGCCCCUGUUUAACAUGACCCUGCCUUAAUCAAGAUCGACGUAUACGUGAGCGGAAAUGUUUCGAGCUUAAAGCUUGAUUGGCUGAUCGGUGCCUGGCUGUUUGCAGGAUGCGAGUGAGUUAGUGCGACAAUUUUUUGUAAUGACACUCGCAAACUCGCCAAGGGCCUGAUUCGAUGAAUUACAAGGCUUGUAGAAAAAUUGGAUAAAUUCCUUCCUGCAGUUGAAAAAAUUCAGGUGGAAUUUUUCAAAAUUCAAGGCCUUGAAUUUUCUAAGAAGGAAGAAUUCAUUCUGGUUUCAAGAUGCAGGCUCUUCUCCUAAUGAUCACUUUCGCAAGACUUGUUGGAUCAGAAUUCUUCAUCGAAAACGUCGAUGCACCAAUACCAACAUUGGAUGUGGUGGCAGUUUCUGAGCACUCUGCAAAAUUACCAUGUGACCUUACACCCAAGAAAGGAAACGAGAUGGCUUUUAUGGUCUUCUGGUACAAGAAUGAAAAUGGAGGCGAGCCUAUCUACAGUGUUGAUGCUCGUACAACAUUGAUCAGUGAUGGAAAACUCUGGUCGAAAAAAAAUGUUCUUGGUGAUAGGGCAAAAAUGAGGACCAGUUCGAAUCCUGCUAUUUUAGAAAUUAAUCCAGUAUUACCAGAAGAUGAGGGACUCUACACGUGCAGGGUUGAUUUCAGAGACACUCCUACAAAAAAUCAGAAGAUCAAUUUUACAGUAAUCAUACCACCUGAGACACCGCUGAUCUAUACGAGUACGGGGAACUUGGCGAACAUACUGCAACCUUUCAACGAGGACAGCCCGCUGUCUAUGGUUUGUAAAGUCACUGGUGGAAAACCGCCACCUAAAGUUGUUUGGUACUUGGAAAAUAAAAUACUCGAUGAAAGUUAUACUUCGGAAAUGGGAGACACUACCGUCAAUCGCCUCGACAUUUCAAAAGUGACUAGAGAUUUUUUAAGAGCAAGGCUCAUUUGCAAGGCUCAUAAUAGUCACCUCGUUAAGCCUGCUGUUUCUGAAAUCAUCUUGAAAGUCAAUCUUAAGCCGUUGAUGGUGAACAUAACGAAUAAGGUUCCCCAGUUAUCAGCUUUACGAACCUACGAGAUAGAAUGCACGAGUUCCGGUUCUCGGCCGAAGGCAACAAUUACUUGGUGGAAGGGUAACAACCACGUGAAGCAUAUGGCGAGAAAUUUUGCAGAUAAUGUUAACGUAUCCAGAAGUGUGCUCAGCUACGUACCGACUAUAGAGGAUAAUGGAAAAUUCUUGACUUGUCGAGCUGAGAAUAAUGUGAUACCCGAGAGUGCUCUAGAGGACAAAUGGCUCUUGGUCGUUCACUAUGUUCCAGUAGUGAGGAUCAGGUUAGGGAAAAGUUUACUUGCUAGUAACAUAAACGAAGGAGAUGAUGUGUACUUCGAGUGCGAAGUAAAGGCCAACCCAAAGGCAUAUAAACUUGCCUGGUACAAGGACGGCAAGGAGCUUCAUCAAAACAUCACUGCCGGUAUUAUCCUUCCCGGUGGUCAAUCUCUUGUUCUGCAAAGCGUGUCAAAAAGUUCGGCUGGAGAAUACUCUUGCAUGGCAGCCAACAUCGAAGGAAAGGCGACUAGUCGACCCGUCUCCCUGGAAGUAAUGUAUGCACCAAUGUGUAAAGACGGUUCGUCGACGCAAGUAGUAGGUGCACUGAAGCACGAAACAAUUUCAUUAGUUUGCGGAGUUCAAUCGAAACCGGCGCCCAUAACAUUUCACUGGACCUUCAACAAUUCCGGGGAAUUGAUGAACGUGCCACCUACUAGGUAUACACAGGUGAAGUCCCUACGAUUGAUCACGAACAAUUGGCACGGAUCCAGACUGAAUUACACUCCUGCCAACGACAUGGACUACGGGACAGUCGCAUGCUGGGCAAGAAAUCGAAUAGGGGUGCAAAAGACACCCUGUCUCUUUCAGAUCAUUGUCGCAGGGAAACCCUAUCCUCUACAAAACUGCUCGGCUCAACAGUCAACAGGACCAUACGCGUAUCGCAUGGGUAAGGGUCAUGAGGAUUUCAAGACGACUGAUCCAAAAGAUGUUGAUUGGUUAAUUGUGAGAUGUAACGAGGGUUUUGAUGGAGGAUUACCGUUGACCAGUUUUGAGCUUGAGGUAUUCGGUGAGGAUAAUGAUGAUCAUAUGAACACCAUAUACCUUAACCGAACCACUGGUAGCACAUCUGGACCAAUCUUUGAGAUUGCCGGAUUAGAACCAGGCCGGAAUUAUAGGCUUCUUAUAUAUGCUGUCAAUGCCAAAGGUCGAAGUGAUCCUGUCAUCCUUGAACCUGUUACCCUCAAAGGAGUUGCAAUGUACACCACCGGACGUGGGGCUUCGGAAGAUGCAUCAGACUAUAGUUUGCUCGUUGCUUGUUUUGCCGGCGGGCUAACUGCCGUUUGUAUUCUGGUCGUCGGGGUUACGUUGACUCUCUAUCGUCGGAACCACUUCAUGCAACCCAUGAAAACUCAGACGCACAUAGUUCAUUACGAGCCAAGUGAAGAUCAAGAUCACGAUUCCGUUUCACCAGUUCAGAAGGCUCCCCAGAGACGAGAGCAAAAGGAAUCGUUAAAUUUCAUCGAACCAAAGGAUUUAAAGGAGCAAGUAUCUUCGGAUCCUCCAGAUGAAGAUCCCGAUGUUAUACCGAGUAAAGUGGAGAGAAGGCCUGAUAUUUUUGAACCAAACUAUACACCCAAACCCGAGAGGAUUAAAGACCCUGGAAAUUCGGAAAUCUUCGAUUAUUCAUCACGAACGACCGUCCUUCAGGGAAAGGACGGUUGGAUUUAUCCUAAUGGCUAUAGGGAAAGACCGGAAGAACUGAGUCCUGUCAGACCGAACACACUUCCGGUCCAUCGUAGCCAUGACAUCUACACAAGAAGUUUACGUGUUCAGGAGAGCUGUAUAUAGAGCAAACCCUUCCAUUUUAUCCUUUCACACUCAUCCAUCUUUCAUCGACGGUUAACAGUUCGAGGUGUUGUACACGAUUAUCGA
This is a messenger RNA of Belonocnema kinseyi, 3471 nucleotides long. RefSeq names its product hemicentin-1-like. The transcript is spliced from 9 exons. Lineage: Eukaryota; Metazoa; Arthropoda; Insecta; Hymenoptera; Cynipidae. Bases 769 to 3387 code for a protein of 872 amino acids. The record is from RefSeq and is a predicted model, not a curated record. Gene Ontology annotation, molecular function: protein binding.